This is a messenger RNA of Strongyloides ratti, 1845 nucleotides long. Its product is annotated as Zinc finger, RING-type domain and Zinc finger, RING/FYVE/PHD-type domain-containing protein. The record is from RefSeq and is a predicted model, not a curated record. Lineage: Eukaryota; Metazoa; Nematoda; Chromadorea; Rhabditida; Strongyloididae. The transcript has 3 exons. Bases 1 to 1845 code for a protein of 614 amino acids.
AUGUUAAGAUUUGUUGUUAUUUUUAUGGAUAAUUCUUCUGUGAACUCGGCAAUAAGUCGGUCACACUCAUCUCCAAAUAUUGUACAAGUUCAAAUUCCACCAUCAGAUAUUUAUAAUUUAAAUACAAUUAAUUUUCAAUAUAUGAAUUCUCAUUUUCCAAAUACUUCACAACAUAUCGGUGUAAUGGAACAUCAUGUGAAUAGAAAUUCAAAUGGAACAAAUAAUUUAGUUAUUCCUAACAUUUCUACUGGUGUGCCUUCUAUUUCACAACCUAUACAAAAUUUAUAUGAUUUUGAUAUUCAACAAAUAAGACAUCUUCCUAUACGAGAACCUGAAGAUGUAAUACAAAUAGGCAUUGAACUUCAAAGACAUAGAGAUUUGGAAUUUGAAUAUGCAAGAACACAUCAAUAUGAACCACUUGCUCUUACUAGAACUUAUCAUGUUCAUAGAAAUAAUUUGACUGGCAGAAUAACUCUAAUAAGAGAUUCUAAUAAUGAUUUACAAAGACGAUCUGAUUAUAUAACACCAUCACGUGAUUGCUAUAUAGGAAAUUCUCAACCCCAGCAUGGUAUAUCUUUACAAAGAUCUGAAGAGACUCCUGACAGUCAGGUAAAUUAUGUGCCUUAUCGUCAGCCGUCUUUCCCAUAUAAUUAUGAAGGACAAUUUAUACAACAACCUAUUAUUCAUCAAACAAACGGGUAUCAACAACCUCAACAUUCAAUUUCUACUUCAUUCCACCAAAAUUCUGUUUCACGUCCUUCGACGUUAACUUCACAACGUCAAAAAAGGCCUCAUGGUAAUCCAUCAUCUGGUUCAACUCAAUCAGGAGCCUCACGCUUGCCAAAAAUGAGAAGGGUUAACUCAACAGUUGAAGAUACUUUAGCAUGUACUUCACAAAAUACCUCGGAACAUCAAGAUCGUCCUGGAUUUACUUCUGUUUCAACGACACAAAGGGAGAUUUAUGAAAAUACUGAUCAAAGGCAUGGUACUUCACGACCUCCCCCACAUCAUACACAUACAUCACAUGAGCAUACUCAUCAACGUAAUCAUUUACAAAACAUUUGGCCAAUGUCGAUAAUAGAAAUUAAUAGACAAAUAAUGAAUUCAUUAUAUACUAUUGAAGCAAAUAUUCCUCAUACAUAUCCUCAUUUAGUUUAUCCUAUCCAACAAGGGCAAAUGGAUUCAGCAAAUGUGAUUCCACAAAAUACUCAUAGUUCAUUUAUACGUCAAAUCCCUAUUACUGGAAAUCCUAUUUUUACAAGCCCGGUAGGAAGGUCAAAUGGAAGGCCAUAUGUUACUCAACCUGAACGUGUUGGAAUUUUUAAUCAUGUUCAACAAUCUGUUGUAGGUGAUAUAGAAGUUCGUAGACAGACAUUAGAGCAAUUUCAUGGAACCAAUCGAGCAGUUGGAAUGGCUGUGCCAUUUCUUCCUGGAUUUACCCCGUCAGAUUUUCAUUAUAUUCAAGCAUUCACACAUUAUGGAAUUCCUCAAGUUUCAUCAGAAGUAGCUCCUGUAGGAUUGUCAGCAGAAGAUAUAAAGAAAUUUACAACGAUUAUGCCUUUUUCAAAAGAUUCAAAUUGUGAUGAAAAUGAAUCAGAGAGAUGUACAGUUUGCCUUUGUGAUUUUGAUUCUGGUGAUGAAGUAAGAUCAUUAAAUUGUUCUCAUAGAUUUCAUGUUGAAUGUAUAGACCAAUGGUUAAGUAUUAAUAAAAAAUGUCCUUUGUGUCGUGAAGAUGUUGAUAAAGCAAGAGAUGUAAAUGAAGAACCUAGUGGCAGUGGAAGAAAUUUAAUCAACUCAACAGUUCAUCCAAAUGUACAUAGUCAAGCAACGAUUGUUGAUGUUUAA